Molecule: messenger RNA, 3648 nt
Organism: Sciurus carolinensis (gray squirrel)
Lineage: Eukaryota; Metazoa; Chordata; Mammalia; Rodentia; Sciuridae
Gene: Rbfox1
Product: RNA binding fox-1 homolog 1
Exons: 17
Coding region: 442-1821 (459 amino acids)
Biological process (GO): nervous system development; regulation of alternative mRNA splicing, via spliceosome
Cellular component (GO): nucleus; cytoplasm
Molecular function (GO): mRNA binding
Source: RefSeq, a predicted model, not a curated record
UGCGGGAGAGAGAGGGCGAGCGGCGAGAUACUGCCGUCAGCUCCAUGCUCCGCGAGUGCGGGGAAGCGCGGGGGCGGGACCCACGCAGCCCCGGCCUCCCCGCCUCCCGGGCCGCAGGACUUCGCGAACACAUAGGGCGUCUAAUUUGCCCGGCGUUGGGGCGCGGACGCAAGGAGGCCGAGGCCGCCGGGGACGCUGGGCCGCGCGGCCCCGCGGUGGCCUCCCUUUGUGUGCGCCGGGUGUUGAUUGCCUCCUGGCUCCGGGCGCUCUGCACCUGCUGGCGGCGGUAGCAACAGCCCAGGCCGGCGGAGGCGCGGCGCGGCGGAGGGAGGACGGGAGUCAUUUGCAUUGCCAGCACGUGGGUGCCGUUCGCCGUCGCCUCGGACUUCUCCCGCGUUGUGCGCUCCCAGCGAGGAAGCAGGAGGCACUUUGCAGCCGACGAUGAAAUCUUGGCAGCUAAUUGCAGUCGUGGGAGAUGCCCUUCAGAGGAGCCGCUGUCCAACGCUAGCGCAGAGAAGGUGGCGGCGUUGCGCCUCCGGGCUGCUGAUUAGAACAGGGACUUGCGGCGGAUGGAAUCCGGGAAACGCGAAGCGGCGAUGGAGGGAUGCAGCUGCGUUUGCAGCCAGUGAAUGGGACACGGACAUCAAAGCAGACUGCGUGGAAAUAGAGGACAGAAAGGUUUCAAGGCAACAGAUGAAUUGUGAACGAGAGCAGCUCCGGGGUAAUCAGGAAGCAGCGGCUGCCCCUGACACGAUGGCCCAGCCUUACGCUUCGGCCCAGUUUGCUCCGCCCCAGAACGGCAUCCCCGCGGAAUACACGGCCCCCCAUCCCCACCCCGCGCCAGAGUACACGGGCCAGACCACCGUCCCUGAGCACACGUUAAACCUGUACCCUCCCGCCCAGUCGCACUCGGAGCAGAGCGCCGCGGACACCAGCGCGCAGACCGUGUCCGGCACCGCCACACAGACAGAUGAUGCAGCACCGACGGACGGCCAGCCCCAGACACAGCCUUCUGAAAACACAGAAAACAAGUCCCAGCCCAAGCGCCUGCAUGUCUCCAAUAUCCCCUUCCGGUUCCGGGAUCCGGACCUCCGGCAAAUGUUUGGUCAAUUUGGUAAAAUCUUAGAUGUUGAAAUAAUUUUUAAUGAGCGCGGCUCAAAGGGAUUUGGUUUCGUAACUUUCGAAAAUAGUGCCGAUGCGGACAGGGCGAGGGAGAAAUUACACGGCACCGUGGUAGAGGGCCGUAAAAUCGAGGUAAAUAAUGCCACGGCUCGCGUAAUGACAAAUAAAAAGACCGUGAACCCCUAUACAAAUGGCUGGAAAUUGAAUCCAGUUGUGGGUGCCGUCUACAGUCCUGAGUUCUAUGCAGGCACGGUGCUGUUGUGCCAGACCAACCAGGAGGGAUCUUCCGUGUACAGUGGCCCCAGUUCACUUGUAUAUACUCCCGCAAUGCCCGGCUUCCCGUAUCCAGCUGCCACCGCGGCGGCCGCCUAUCGAGGGGCGCACCUGCGAGGCCGCGGCCGCACAGUGUACAACACCUUCCGGGCCGCGGCGCCCCCACCCCCGAUCCCUGCCUACGGCGGAGUAGUGUAUCAAGAGCCUGUGUAUGGCAAUAAAUUACUGCAGGGUGGUUACGCUGCAUACCGCUACGCCCAGCCCACCCCUGCCACUGCCGCUGCCUACAGUGACAGAAAUCAGUUCGUCUUCGUUGCAGCAGAUGAAAUUUCUUGUAACACCUCUGCAGUUACGGACGAGUUUAUGCUGCCGACCCCUACCACCACACACUUGCUCCAGCCCCCACCUACGGCGUUGGUGCCAUGAAUGCUUUUGCACCCUUGACUGAUGCCAAGACUAGGAGCCAUGCUGAUGAUGUGGGUCUCGUUCUUUCUUCAUUGCAGGCUAGUAUAUACCGAGGGGGAUACAACCGUUUUGCUCCAUACUAAAUGACAAAACCAUAGAAUCCUUCCAAUGUGGGGAGAAAGGAAGCUUUCCGAGGCCUGAGUAUUGCAAUACAUGCAGUAGUGAAUCAUUUUAGCAACUCUAAAAAAAAAAAUAAAAAUAAAAAUAAAAAGAGGAAAAAAAUUACAUUUUUUAUCUUAUACCUCAGAUAUUUUGUUUUGUGUAUUUUAAUAUUGUGGGUCUUUAAUUUCCGAAGGUUCCGUAGUUUGGUUGCUGGCUGUAGGAGUUUUUGUGGUUGAUCUAGAGAGACGCUAGAUAUGAAUAAAAACUGGUUUAGGGCCAUAUCCAGAGUGCUAUAUUAUGUAAAUGAAUUAUAUAUGCCGAAUAUGAAGCUACUGGGGUUAAGCUGUUUGGGAAGAGUAUAAGUGGCUACAGUAGUCCUUCUUUUCUGCAUCUGCAUUAUUUUAUUUUGUGAAAGGGAAGGUUGGGAGGGGCUUGGGGUGUGGAACUCGGGGUUUGGCUGAAAGGAAAAUAUAGAGUAAGAGAUGACUCUAAAUGACCCACGGCACCAACCGUCAUACAUCAGUGGUUCUAAGUUACCCAUUGCCAGUUCAAGCCAAAGGUCAUGUGGUUCAGGGGCUGCUUCUAGUGGCACUUGGGCGACAGAGUCGAACGAAGCUGGGCAAACCCACUCUUUAAACCAUUCCACCCAGCCGCUAGUUAUUUAGGCAGAAGUUACUAGUUAGGCCAUCAACAAGCAUUCUUUUUAUAUUUCUUCCAGUAUAAUAAAUUAUUGAUAUCAUUGCUGACUUUUAUAUUAUGGGAGGGAAAAUAACAUUAAUAAAAUGGUGAUAAAAAGCACUGUUUCUAUUUUUUUCUUUUUUUCCAAAAAAAGAAAGUAAUAAAAACUUAAAUUCUUUGUACCAGUUAAAAAAAAAUGUAUAAAAUUUACAUCUGUGCAGUGGAGUUGUUGAGUUCUAGAAGCAGUCUAUGAAGUUUUAGUUUUAGCUUAGUAGAACAACUGUUAGAGACAGACGUAUAAUUUUUAUGGAAUUACACGAUAAUCAUAUUCGGAUUUAUAGACGCAUUUUACAAGUAUUGCAAUCAUCGAGUAGAGAUAAUCAUGGUAUUUUCAUCAGCUUGGUACUUUUUGAAACAUGACUGCGUUUUGUGAGCAAUCUGCAAUUUUUCAGUCCGUGGGAACCUGCCCUUCCACCUCUCCCCCACACCCCAGGAAUAUCUUAAACCAGUAUCUUUAGUUCUGUCUCCAAGGCCCAGGACAUUUGUCAGAAGGAAGCAAAAAAAACUAGAUCCACCCUCUUCAUCCCCCAAAGAGCAAAGUCCCCCACCCUUUCUGGGAUGCAGGGCCAGAGGGACACAGCCGGAAAAAUUGCAGUUUGUCUACUUCUUCUGUUCGAACUCUCCCAUGUUGUCCUGUUUACAAGUUAACCUAAGUUGGGGUAUCUGUCACGGGUCUUCCUGUUUUUGUAUCUGAAUUAAACGACAAGCAGCAGCAAGCUGUCCCCGAGUAGUUUUGCUGCCAUCCUUAAACCCUCACAUGUGCGGUGCCGGCCCCUGGCUGACACUUUAGUGUUAUCAACUCUCCGCUGUGAACCUGCCAAUCUGCUGUAACAACUCUGCUUUAAGACAAAACCAAACAAAACUUUAAAAAAAAAAAAAAGUGUUUGUGAUCCAGAGCUUCUCCUUGUCCUCUUAUGUGCAUGCUGUAAGAUCAGUUGGAUAUUAAAC